AUGGGAAAGAAAUAUUUAAUACCGUUAGAUGGUUCUGAUCACUCAAAAUAUUCUUUAUUAUGGGCUUUUGAAAAUUUGAUUAACCCAAAUAUCGAUUCUGUAUUAUUAUUGAGUGUAGGCGUAUUAUCCGCAGGCACUCCGUGUGAAUAUUCUGCUGUAACUCGAAAUAUAUUAAAUGGUGAUAAUGAAAUAGAUUUGGAGCGACAAAAGGCAGAAGAAAAAGCAAAGGAAAUAGUCAAUGAUGGUAAAUUAAUAGUCAAAAACUUACUUAAAACACAAGAGUUACCUAUUGAAUGUUUUGUUAGUUCUAAUUCUGAUCCCGGAAGAUAUAUAGUUAAUCUUUCAAGAGAACAAAAAAUUGAUGUAUUAGUAAUGGGCCAUAGAGGAACUUCUUCACCAGAUGCUACUAAUACGGGAACUGUAGCUCAACAUUGUAUGCAUUCUGCUGGAUGUACUGUUGUAAUAACAAGAAAAAAAUGA
Molecule: messenger RNA, 480 nt
Organism: Rhizophagus irregularis DAOM 181602=DAOM 197198
Lineage: Eukaryota; Fungi; Glomeromycota; Glomeromycetes; Glomerales; Glomeraceae
Source: RefSeq, a predicted model, not a curated record